This is a messenger RNA of Mangifera indica (mango), 1449 nucleotides long. RefSeq lists its product as uncharacterized. Gene Ontology annotation, cellular component: nucleus. The transcript has 3 exons. The record is from RefSeq and is a predicted model, not a curated record. The coding region runs from base 366 to 1040 and encodes 224 amino acids. NCBI's taxonomy places the organism in Eukaryota, Viridiplantae, Streptophyta, Magnoliopsida, Sapindales, Anacardiaceae.
UUAUUUGGGAUUGAUUAAUUCUUCAAUUGGGGAAUGGGAGCUAUGAGCAAACCCGAUCCGAAUCUCUUUUCAUUUUUUUGUUACCUGUACCUCGUCUUCCUUUAAACUAGGGGUGGAUUCAAACAGAACCGAGCUUAAACACAGGUAAACUUGGUAUCAACUCGAUAACUGUUUAUUAGAACUCAAGCCACGGCUCGAGCUCGUCGAACGUAAUGAAAUUGUAAAAUUAAUCUUCUAUGUAUGAACCGCAACUGUAAGGGGGAGUUUCUGAUAUUAUUCAACUAAUUGACCAAAACUUAUCAAUCAAUUUCAAUCUCGAAUUGUCCGAAUCAAUUAAAGCUUCAAUAACCAAAUUGGGGUCAUUAAUGACUGAAGAACAAGAGAGAAAGAAGAGGGUUGUGGCUGAAUCGCUGGAAUGGCUUACGGAAUCAUCAAUCAUGCCCAAGAAACAACGCUCAAUCGAAGGACUGGGUCCAUCUUCUAUCUUAGAACUCAAACCCCAGCUCUAUAAAUCCCAGGAAGAAUCCAAAAAAUCCAAAGAAUUGAUCGGUCCUGAUGUUGAGUUCCACCGCGCCAAGAAGAAGAUUACCUCACGUGAUUCCUUCUCCUCCAAGAACUCCGGCGUCGAAGCCCGCGUUCUCGAAGACAAGCUCGAGUUGAAAGCGGUGAAGGAUGGGUCGGCCAGCUAUGCGGCACUGGAAAGGAAGGCUGAGUUAUAUGAAAAACUGGUGGAGGGAGAAUUAUCGGAUAAGGAAGAUAAGGAGAAGUAUUGUGUGGACUUUUUUCGUAAGGGUAUGGAACAGGAAACAGGGCAGCCUCCUCAAGCUGAUGAUGUUUCUGUCACCGUAGCAGCACAAGUCGAAGCAACUGAGAACGAUGCUGCUUCUAUGCUUUUUGACAUAAAAUUUGUAGCACCGGGUAGAACAACUGGAACAAUGGAUAAAAAUGAACAUAAACAAUUUGUGAGGUCCAAGGUUUAUACUGUAGGAAGAACCAGAGAGCGGCAGUUUGGGAAGAACAUUUGGCAAGAAACAGAUUAGAGAAGAGGAGACAGAUGGCAAGCCGCAGCCUGAAGUAGGAGAGACAGAAGAAACAGACCAGCAUGCACACAAAGGGGACAUUACAGCGGUACAGCAUAAGCAGGGGACCAUCCAUAUUUGCAUGGCUGAUGAGGCCGCAGCUGAGCAUUGGUGUGACAUUAAUGCAAAAGGAGAGAAUGAUAUAGAGCUCGACGUGAUAAGCAAGAGAGAAGAGUGGAUUUUGAAAGAAAAGUGGUAGAUGGGAGAGUUCCAGCCUCUCGAAAGCUGGAGGGAUUUGGCUUGAAUGAUUUGAGUCGUUUUGUUGAUUGUAUUUGCUGUUUUGAGUGUUAUUCCAGUUGUCGGUUACUACAUUUUGGCCAUUUUGAUUGUUUCCCUGUUACAUGUAAAAGAGCUUAGAUGUUUUCAGUAA